GGAAAACCUGAGACAGCAAGUGAACGUGCCAGGCUCAGAAGCCCAAGUGCCAUGCAGGGGUCCACCGCUGCCCUCGCUCUCAUGCUGGCCACUGCAGCCCUGUGCACACCUGCAUCGGCCUCCCCACACGCCUCGGACACCACGCCCUGCUGCUUCGGCUACAUCGGCCGCUCCGUGCCACGGGCCCACAUCCAGGAUUAUUUCUACACCAGCAGCAAGUGCUCCAUGCCGGCAGUCGUCUUUGUCACGCGAAAGAAACGCCAGGUGUGUGCCAACCCAGAGGACAGAUGGGUGAAGAAGUACAUCAACUCUAUGGAGAUGAACUAGGACAAAGGAAGCCAGGAACCUGAACUUGGACGCAUCUUUCCAUGCUUCUUUCUCCUGAAGAGUUUGAGAGGCUUCCCCUGCAGCAGCAGCAACCACCACCACCACCCCACCAGCAAUACUUCUUCCUGAUGGGCGCAGCUUUCACCCUAAGCAGCAGCUAGGAAACGCUCUAGGAGGCCCCAUGCUCUGCCUGUGAAUAUAAGACCCUGGCUCCAGGCCCUCUACGUGGCCUAGACCCUGCCCUCAGCAUAUCUCUUGCCUCUUGAGGCAAAGAGAGAAAACUGGGCCAUUAUGUUAAAGCAGUAGAACCAAAGCUCUCACUGGGAACCCUCGCUGGUUGGUCAAGGCUGAUUGGAAAAUGUGAGCACUUGCUUGCCAAUAAAAUUCAACACAAUUAAUUACCGUGCUGGCUCCUGGUGUGAUGAAGCCCCCUCCUCCUGCACAAGCAUUAAACUCACAGGGCCAGAGCUUGCACCUCACCGGCGCCCACCCAAGCCUGGGCAGCCACUGACACACAUGAGCACAGCUGUAGGGAGGGGCUCUGAGAAGGGGCCAGGGCAG
This is a messenger RNA of Sorex araneus (European shrew), 888 nucleotides long. RefSeq names its product C-C motif chemokine ligand 5 (gene CCL5). The transcript has 3 exons. The coding region runs from base 52 to 327 and encodes 91 amino acids. The record is from RefSeq and is a predicted model, not a curated record. Lineage: Eukaryota; Metazoa; Chordata; Mammalia; Eulipotyphla; Soricidae. Gene Ontology annotation, cellular component: extracellular region. Gene Ontology annotation, biological process: cellular response to tumor necrosis factor; immune response; positive regulation of GTPase activity. Gene Ontology annotation, molecular function: chemokine activity; CCR chemokine receptor binding.